AUGUUUAAAGCUCUAUUUUGGAAUUCGAGAGGGGAUGGAAGUGAGAACUUUAAAACUGCUAUUGCAGAUCUUGUUAAAUUUCAUUCUGUUGAUAUUUUGGCCAUUUGUGAGCCAAGGGUCCAAUUCAAGAGAGUUAGCAGUGCUCUUAAUUCUCUUGGUUUCCCUGAUUCUAGAAUUGUUGAAGCUAGGGGCUUUUCUGGUGGUAUUUGGUUGCUUUGGGAUAAAAAUAGAACUCAGGUUGAUUUUGUGGAUGAUAACUCUCAAUCCAUAUCUGUGAAAAUCUCCAUUCCUGGCAAGCAACCCUGGUUGUUUACUACUGUCUAUGCUAGUCCUACUCAUGUUAUUCGAGCCUCGUUAUGGAAUUAUCUAGAAAACCUUGCAAAUGCUGUCAACUUGCCUUGUAUGCUCAUGGGAGACUUUAAUGAGCUUGUUUCUGGAGCUGAUAAAAAGUGUGGCUCUCUCUCUGGCAGAUUUGGUGGUCUUAGAGAUUGGAUAAACAAAAAUGGUAUGAUUGAUAUGGGUUUCCAAGGUUCUUGCUACACUUGGAGCAACAAUAGAGUGAAAGAGAGGCUUGACAGGGGUUUCUGUUGCUCAGCUUGGAGAGCUUUAUUUGCUGAGGCUUUUAUUAGGCAUUUGCCAAAAACGAGAUCUGAUCAUUGCCCCAUUCUCCUCCAGCUUGCCUCCAACAAUACUAUCAACAGAAAUGCCACUCCCUUUAGAUUUCAAGCUAUGUGGCUCAACCACAACACUUAUGCUGAUUUUGUUUCCAACUCUUGGGACUCCUUUGAGGGUAAAUGGAACAAGGAGGAGAAUGGAACAAGGAGGUCUUUGGUCACUUGUUCUACAAGAAAAAACACAUCCUUGCUAGAAUUGGGGGAAAAUCUUUUCUGGAGGCAGAAAUCAAGAGAUAAAUGGCUCAAAGAUGGGGAUAGGAACACUAAAUUUUUUCAUUUGACCACUUUGAUUAGAAGAAGAAGAAACAAGAUUGAGGGCCUCUAUGAUUCCCAAGGUGUUUGGUCCAUUGAUUCCAUUGUUAUGAAAAGAAUUGCUGUUGAUUUUUUCACUAAUCUCUUUUCUAUUGGUUGUGUUGAAGACAUCAGCCUUAUUACUCUACCUGAAGUCAAGCAAUCCCUUUUCUCAAUUGGAGGACUCAAAGCCCCUGGCCAUGAUGGUUUCCCUGCAUUAUUCUUUCAGCACCAUUGGCAGCUCUGUGCUAAUGAUAUCUUCCAAGUUGUUCAAGCUGCCUUUCUAACUUGCACCAUUCCUCCAGGCUUAAAUCACACUAUCAUUGCUUUGAUUCCUAAGAUUGAGGGACCUCAACAUAUGUCUACAGUUGAGUUUGGGAGCUGGAAACCUGUCAGAGCCUCCCAGUCUGGACCCCUAGUUUCUCACUUAUUUUUCGUUGAUGAUCUAAUGCUCUUUGCUGAAGCAUCUUCUUAUCAAGCUAGAGUCUUGAAAAAGUGCCUUGAUGCCUUUUGCUCUCUUUCUGGUCAAGCUGUGAGCUAUGAGAAGUCACUUAUCUUUUGCUCCCCAAAUACCUGUAGAUCUGUUGCUUCCAGCAUCACUGCAUUUGUGGCUCUCCUCUUACCAGUGACCUUGACUGCUAGACUGCCUGUUAGCCUUUGUGAUAAACUGGAUAAGCUCAAUCGUGACUUCACCUGGGGUGAUACUGAUGACAAAAAGAAAGUCCAUUUAGUUAGUUGGGAUGCAAUCUGCCAACCUAAGCAGCUUGGGGGCCUUGGUAUCAAGAAAACCUAUGAGAUGAACAAAGCUAUGCUUGCAAAAGCCAGUUGGAAAAUAUGGCAGGCUGAUUCUGGUCUUUGGGCUGCCAUUUAUAAGGAAAAAUAUCUGAAGAAUGGCUGUUUAACUGAUAAUGACUACAAACCUCCCCUAGAUUACUCUAGUACCUGGAGGAGUAUCUCUCAUGGUGCUGAUCUCCUUAGAAAAGGUCUCAAAUGGCGUGUGGGUGAUGGUAGGACAAUCAAAUUUUGGUAUGAUUUCUGGCUGAUUCCUACUGCUCUUAUUACUCAUGCUCUCCCCAAUGCUGUUAUUAAUCACAAUGCUACUAUUUGUGAGUUUUGGGAUGAUUUUGGCUGGAAUAUAGAGAUGCUCUCUUCUGUUCUUCCUAUUCAUCUUGUUGACUUGGCUAUAAACACUCCCACCGGGUUUGAGGGAUGUGGUGAUGAUAUUAAGAUUUGGGCUACUACCUCCAAUGGCUGCUUUACUGUCAAAGAGCUAGGCGUGGUUUCACCAAUAACAGCUCUUGUUCUAUUUGCAAUUCUGCCGAUGAGACUCUUCUUCACCUCUUCAGAGAUUGUCCCAGAGCUAGACACAUUUGGUCUAAUAUUCCUAAGGCCACCUCCAUUUCUAAUUCCUUUUCCCUUGACUGGCAUGGUUGGAUCACUGCUCAACUGCAUUAUCUUUGACCUAACCUUUACUCUCCCUAUCAAUCCUGGGAAAGUUAUUCUUGACUCUGCUGCUGAAUGGAAAAUGGCUGCUUUCAAAACCAAUGUGUCCAGUAAUUGUGAUUGUAGUUUGUUCUCUUGGACAAGGCCUCCUGAAGGCUUCUAUAAGCUUAAUGUUGAUGGCACAAGAAUUGCUUCUUCUGGUAUGAUUGGUGCUGGUGGUGUCAUUAGAGACCAUAUUGGCAAUUGGAUUAUUGGCUUCCAGAUUAAUCUUGGUAUUGGUGCUAUUCUAGACGCGGAAGCUUGGGGGUUGUACUAUGGUCUCAAGAUUGCUAGGAAUCUGCUCAUCUCCAAUCUGGAAAUUGAGUCUGAUUCUGCCAUUCUUAUCAAUCCCUUGCAAAGGUCUGACUUAUCUCUGCACCCCCUUGGUUCUCUCAUUGAUGGCUGUCAUCGUUUCCUUUCAACCUUGGACAAUUCUAGAAUCAGUCAUAUCUUUAGAGAGUGCAACAUGACUGCUGAUGCCUUAGCCACAAUGAGUAUUGAGCAUGCUCCUGGUCUUAUCACAUUUGAGGAUCCUCCUGUUCAUGUUGUGCAUGCCUUCCUGGAUGAUCUUGAUGGGGUUUCUAGACUUAGAAAGACUGGGAAUACUGUUGUUCCUUAG
This is a messenger RNA of Rosa rugosa (rugosa rose), 3066 nucleotides long. RefSeq lists its product as uncharacterized. Gene Ontology annotation, molecular function: RNA-DNA hybrid ribonuclease activity; nucleic acid binding. The record is from RefSeq and is a predicted model, not a curated record. NCBI's taxonomy places the organism in Eukaryota, Viridiplantae, Streptophyta, Magnoliopsida, Rosales, Rosaceae. Bases 1 to 3066 code for a protein of 1021 amino acids. The transcript is spliced from 7 exons.